This is a messenger RNA of Hyposmocoma kahamanoa, 3885 nucleotides long. It is a transcript of the gene Elp1, whose product is annotated as putative elongator complex protein 1. Gene Ontology annotation, biological process: tRNA wobble base 5-methoxycarbonylmethyl-2-thiouridinylation. The record is from RefSeq and is a predicted model, not a curated record. Bases 1 to 3813 code for a protein of 1270 amino acids. Gene Ontology annotation, molecular function: tRNA binding; protein binding. Gene Ontology annotation, cellular component: cytosol; elongator holoenzyme complex. The transcript has 8 exons. NCBI's taxonomy places the organism in Eukaryota, Metazoa, Arthropoda, Insecta, Lepidoptera, Cosmopterigidae.
AUGAAGAAUUUAAAUUUGUGGGACGUUAGCAUAAAAAAUAUAAACCUCAAUGGUGAUGAUGAUUCGCUGUUUGCAUAUGGCCACGUUGAAGGAAACGAGAAGGAACUAUAUGCUUGUUCACAUAACCUAAUUGUGAGGUGUUUUAGUGAGAAUGGAGUGGAGAAAUGGACCGAAAACCUAUCAGAGUUAUCGUCUCCAGAUAAUAAGGCUGUAGACAUAACGUUUUUGCCUCUGACAGGCGCAGUAUGCGUCGGCCUCCGGAAUGGGGAGUUGUUUACUAUUGGUGGUUCUGGCGAGUCGGACUUAGUUGGCGUCUGCGAUAGCGGCAUACGGGCUAUGCAAUGGAGUCCAGAUGAAGAGCUUCUAGUGCUAGUGACAAAAGACAUGAAGUCUAUUGUGAUGUCAUGUACAUUUGACCCAAUCCAUGAGAUGGAGCUGGCCAGCCAAGAAUUUGGGGAGAAGCAAUUUAUCACAGUUGGCUGGGGGAAGAAAGAAACACAGUUUCAUGGCUCUGAGGGGAAAAAAGCGAGGGUCAAGGCUGAAGUCACUGCUGAUACACAAGGUGUAAUAGAUGAUACAAUAAAAAUAACAUGGAGGGGUGAUAGCAACCUUUAUGCCAUUGGUUUUAACUUAGAUGGUCUUAGAAGAUUCAAAGUGUUUGAUAGAGAAGGCCAUCUCCAGUAUACCAGUGAGAAACAGCAAGGUUUGGAAUCAAAUCUGUGUUGGAGACCAAGUGGCAAUGUUAUAGCUACAACACAAAAACUACCAGAAAAAUAUGUUAUAGCAUUCUUUGAAAAGAAUGGCCUAAAACAUGGAGGAUUUGAUAUUCCAGUGAACAACACAACAAUUGUUGAAGAUGUGCUUUGGAGUUCCGAUUCAGAAAUCAUAACUCUGCUUUGCAGGGACACUGAUAUUAAUAUCCAAAAGUUACUGUUGUUUACAAUGGGUAACUACCAUUGGUAUUUAAAACAAGAACUGGUGUUUAAAGAUGACAAAAACAUUAGUAAGAUUCUUUGGGGAAAUGAUUUUGCUGAAGCAAAUAAUAAAAAGCUUCAUGUUGUAUUGAAAAAUGGCAAACAUGUAACUUAUACAUGGAUAUGGAAUGUUGAUCAUAGUAAAGGUAGAACUGAAAAAGACGAUGCAGUAGUUGUUGUCAUAGAUGGCAAGAAGCUUUUACUUAAUGGAUUCAGACAGACGGUAGUCCCUCCACCCAUGGCUGCCCUUGAAAUUAACUUAGAAGCUGUGGCUAACUCAGUACAUUUUGUUUCACAUCCAUGUCAGGAUGACGCAAAUACAUUUUUCGUAGUUACCAGUGAUUGUAAGUUAUUAUUUUAUGAUCAAAUACAGAAAUUUCCUUUACAAUAUACAUUAUCCAGAACUAUUGAUUUGGAAGUUUAUAAUUUUCCCUUUCAAUUUUACAAUUGGUGCUGGUUGAGCAGAGAUACUGUUCUAUGCAUUAAAAUUGAUGUAUGUCAUACGAUCAUAGAAUACAAAAUGGUAGACGAAAAAUUUGUCAAUCAAAAUGAAGAAAUUUUGCCUACUGCAGUAAUGAGAAUUGAGUGCCAUCCAACAGAUUUAUCAAUAGCAUUCCUAUUACUGAAAAAUGGCGACGUUCUGAAAUAUACAAAAGGAGGAAAUAUCGAGCCCACAGAAGUGUCAUUUGGAGUUCCUAGCCCAAAAUUCAGUGUAUUUUGUGUAGAGGAUGAUAUCCAAUUUAUUGGGCUUACACACAAAGGGCAGUUGUAUCUAGAUGACACAGAGGCUAUGAACAACGUUAGUUCGUUCUUUGUACACACACAUUUUUUAUUGAUUACAACGCUACAACAUAUGCUUUUGAGUACAGAAUUAUCUAAAGCUGGCAUUAAUGCAAUCAGAGAGUAUUCUUUAAAGAAUGAAUCUGCUCAUAUUUACAAGAGGAAAAUCGAAAGAGGUGCAAAAUUAGUUAUCGUUGUACCUAAUGACACAAGAACAAUAUUCCAGAUGCCAAGAGGAAACUUAGAAACUAUACAGCCACGGCCACUGUCACUCAAAAUUAUCGGCGAACUCUUGGAUUCAUUGAAAUAUCAUGAAGCGUUUGACUUGAUGAGAAAGCAAAGGAUAAACCUUAAUUUGAUAUUCGAUCAUGAUCCUGAUAGAUUCGUACAAAACAUUAACGUAUUCCUGGAAUCUAUAAAAAACAAUUCUUGGCUUAGCCUUUUUCUAUCAGAUUUGGAGAAUGUCAAUGUAACAAAGACGAUGUACGGAAGUAGUUAUAUCGAUAAGAAAAAUAGGGCCACAGAAGUCAGCAAUAAAGUGCAAAAAGUUUGUGAACUUGUAAGAUACAGUUUAAGCAUGAGAUCUGACACAGAUUCAAGAAUAUUGCCAUUUCUAACGAGUUUUGUUAAAACUAACACAGUGGAAGAUUUAGAAAGUGCGUUGUCUCUUAUUAAGGACCUUAAAAAGCGGGAAGAAAGUGGGUCCAAACUGCCGGUGGGUUCUGACGAAGCUUUGAAGUACUUGCUUUAUAUGGUCGAUGUAAACAAUCUAUUUGAUGUUGCUCUUGGAAUGUACGACUUUCAUCUAGUGCUAUUAGUAGCAAACAAGUCUCAGAAAGACCCUAAAGAAUAUAUUCCAAUGUUGAAUGAACUGAACGAAAUGAAAGAAAACUACAAAAGAUUUUCAAUCAACAAGCAUUUGAAGAGAUUUGAUAAAGCUGUGAGAUGUUUGGUCGAAUGUGGAGAAGAGAAACACGAGGAGCUAAAAACGUUUGUCAAAUUUCAUAGCCUUUACAGAGAAGCGUUGUCUCUGUUCUCUCCUGAUAGUAAAAUUUACAAACAAAUAUCAGACGACUUCGGUUCGUAUCUUAAAUUAAAAAAACAGUUUGUGGAAGCCGGUUUGGUUUACGAAAGGGGCUGUAAUUACGACAAAGCUAUAGACUGCUAUAAGGAAGCAUUGGAGUGGGAACUGGCUAUUAAUUUAGCACAAGCCUGGCCUGAAGAGUCUUUUAAAGAAUUAUGCUGGGACUUAAUUAAUGCUCUUAAAGAAGAAAAGCGCUUAAAAGAAGCCCUAACAAUACUUGAACAGUAUUAUGAUAAUAAAGAAGAAACUAUCAAAUUUGCAAUUGAAUCUGGACAAUAUAAAGCAGCAAUAAGACAUUGUACACAGUUUAAAAAAUGUGUAUGGCGAGAGGAAAAUCUUCUGCCUGCGCUCCUAGACGACUUUCAAAAUCUCCAAGAGUUAGUGCAGACAAAUUGGUCCAAUUUUAUAAGACAUCGCGAUCGGCUGCGUGUAGUUCGUGAAAACAAGAAAAAUAAUCCUGUUGACUUAUAUGAUGGUUCAUUUGCAAAUAAAGACAGUGAUUUGUAUUCGGACGCAGGAAGUACAUUAGCUUCGUCGUCCAGAGGGUCGAGCCGUUCAUUCCGGUCGAGUAAAAACAGAAGAAAACACGAGCGUAAAGUGGCGUCUCUCAAGGAAGGCUCUCAAUACGAGGACGUAGCCCUUGUUAUGGCACUACAUAGCUUGGUUUUGUCGUCUUUUGAUCUCCGGCCGCAAGUAAAGGAAGUAAACGUCACGCUGUGUUGCUUUGGGAAGGAUAAGGAGGCUUUUGUGUUACAGAGGAACCUGGAUAAGCUGCUGAAGGAAAUGAAGGACAGUUUCAAUGAGAUUUGGACGGAUGAGCUGGUGCUUGAAGCUACCAAUGCGGUCAUUGCAGUUCAAAAUGUACCCGAUGGAGGUCCUGCCGUCAUACCACAAGGAAUUGCGUCUCUUGAACCUCAUGUAAGAAUAGCGCCUUUAAUAAAAGAAGUCAGCUGGAAACUGGAUGGUCUGUUUUAAACAUUCUGUAUCUAUUUGUAUAUAAAAUAUUAUGUGUGAAAUAAAAGCACAAUAAAAAAAAAUUUAUUCAAA